AUGGCCCAUUCCUCUCCUGAUGCCGCAGCAGAGGCUGCAGAGAAGGCAAUGUAUGCCCUCUUCGCAAAAUGGCAAGCCUUGGACGAAGUCACCGCCAGGAUCUUCGGCAUCGCCAUUGGAUCCCUCAUCAUCGUCUUUGCCAUUGGACAUUGGACGGAACGCCUCUUCAGCCAGAGCUUCACCAAGCCGAGCACGCUCAGAUCCCUCAGCAGAGCUAUCGUCCGUCCUCUCGUACGACUGCAUGGCCCGAGGACUAUCUUUGGGAUCACGUUCCAUCCAGGCCGAAUGCACAUCAUCUUUGCAUACAUCGCGAUCAACAUAGUCAUGGUCUUUCAUGACCAUCCAGAGAAUGCCCCAAUGCAGACUAUCAUCGCAAAACGCUUCGGCUGGUUGGCGCUGUGCAAUAUGUGCCUUGCAGUGUUUCUCGGACUGAAGAACACACCCCUCUCGCCACUGGCAGGACGGAGUUUCGAUGCUGUGAAUUCCUUGCAUCGGUGUUGCGGCUAUGUUACAGUGCUGUUGGUCGUACUGCACGCUAUAGUGUACGUCGCAGGCCUGGCCAAUGCUGGAGCAUUGACGGAAGUCAUGACAGAGUCGGCGAACAUCGCAGGAGCUGUGGCUGGUGUCUUCAUGGUGCUGAUCUUCAUUACUGCGAUCGGCUUCGUCCGACGACGGCAAUACGAGUUCUUUUACGCGAUGCAUCUGGUACUUGUGGCUGGAAUCCUUAUAACAGUCGGUCUUCACCGUCCAGAUCUGAGCCUCAAGGCAGCCAUCAUCACCAUCCUCGCAGGCAGCAUGUGGUUCGCCGACAAGUCUCUCCGCUUAUCAAGAUGGAUCUUCUACGGUUACAAUAACCAUUGUACCCUGACUCCUCUCCCAGAUGAAGGCGUCAGGAUCACGAUGCGUAGGCCAAUGCGAGCUGCUCCAGGCUCUGUCGCUUUCAUCUGGGUUCCCGGCGUCAGGCUCUUUCAACGUCACCCUUUCACGUUGGUGCAAAGCCAGCCUUGUGCCGAAUUCGUUGUCAAGGCCCGAGACGGCUUCACGCGAGACCUGUACAAGGCGGCUUGCAAGAACCCGUUAAUGAAGUUCCGCGCGGCUCUGGAAGGUCCCUAUGGAAACGUUCCAGAUGCAAAUCAGCACGACAAAGUCGUGAUCUUCGCUGGCGGUAGUGGUAUCACGUUCGCCAUGAGCCAGGCGUUGGACUGGGCCAAGAAGCGUCGAACACCAAAGGAGAAAGGCACUCUCGACCUGAUCUGGACAGUCCGCCGUCGAGCGAACUUCGAAUGGUUCAAAGACGAACUCGCCGAUGUGAAAUCCAACAAUCGCGUCAAUCUGCAUCUCUACGUCUCCGGCCCGAACCACGAGCAAUACGUCACAGAGGAAAGCGACCUCUCCAUGAGCAGCGACCUCGAGAAAACCGCCGAUAUCAAGUCUCUGAGCAAAGAACUCCAACCGUCCAUCUCCUCGUCAAGAAAUUCUUCGGAGUCGGCAUUGAGCACGACUUUUACGGGGCGUCCGGAUGUCGCGAUGAUUAUUAGACAAGCUGUGGAAGGGCAGUCUGAGGAUGAGAGAGUGCUUGUUACGGGUUGUGGGCCUACGGCGCUUUUGACGGAUAUCAGGAGGGCGGUGGCGGAGAACACUGUCAGUAAGGCGCCGAGUGUUAAGAUGCAUUUGGAGGAGUUCUCGUUUUAG
Messenger RNA from Zasmidium cellare ATCC 36951, 1692 nucleotides. RefSeq lists its product as uncharacterized. The record is from RefSeq and is a predicted model, not a curated record. Gene Ontology annotation, molecular function: ferric-chelate reductase activity. The transcript has 3 exons. Gene Ontology annotation, biological process: copper ion import; intracellular iron ion homeostasis; iron ion transport. Bases 1 to 1692 code for a protein of 563 amino acids. NCBI's taxonomy places the organism in Eukaryota, Fungi, Ascomycota, Dothideomycetes, Mycosphaerellales, Mycosphaerellaceae. Gene Ontology annotation, cellular component: plasma membrane.